Molecule: messenger RNA, 9474 nt
Organism: Boleophthalmus pectinirostris (great blue-spotted mudskipper)
Lineage: Eukaryota; Metazoa; Chordata; Actinopteri; Gobiiformes; Gobiidae
Gene: nup98
Product: nucleoporin 98 and 96 precursor
Exons: 35
Coding region: 207-5648 (1813 amino acids)
Biological process (GO): RNA export from nucleus; post-transcriptional tethering of RNA polymerase II gene DNA at nuclear periphery; protein import into nucleus
Cellular component (GO): nuclear pore cytoplasmic filaments; nuclear pore
Molecular function (GO): structural constituent of nuclear pore
Source: RefSeq, a predicted model, not a curated record
AGCGUAAGUCUCUUUUCGUCCGUCAGUUUUCCCUCCGCGGCGGCGAUGAGCUAAGCGGCUAAAGCUAACGCGCUAAGUGUGCGUCUGAAGAUAAAACCUUAUCAUCGGCGCCGCAGUUUUUCCAGACUCGAAUAAAAAAACUCCCCGAAACACUGCGACACUCCGGGCAACGUGAGACACCAGGAGGUGCAUGAGCAGGAGGGAAGAUGUUCAACAAGUCGUUUGGGACUCCGUUUGGAGGAGGCACCACCGGGGGCUUCGGCACCUCCUCCACCUUUGGACAGCAGAACACAGGCUUUGGGGCGACCGGAGGCUUUGGGACGUCGGCUUUUGGAGCAACAACCAACACCGGAGGGCUGUUCGGCUCCGCGCAAAAUAAACCUGGAGGUCUGUUCGGCUCCACCACCUUCAGCCAGCCCGCCACCUCCUCCACCAGCUCCGGCUUCGGCUUCGGGGCCAACACGGGCACCUCCACCAGCCUGUUCGGGAGCACCAACACGGGCACCACCGGAGGCCUCUUCUCGACCAACAACAAUGCGUUUGGAGCCAACAAACCCACUUCCUUCGGCAGUUUUGGCACAAGCACGAGCAGCGUGUUUGGUUCCGCCAACACUACGUCCAACCCGUUCGGUCCCUCCAGCUCUCUGUUCGGAGGCUCGGGGUUCAACGCCACAGCACAGCAGCCCGGGACCACCGUCAAGUUUAAUGCUCCGACCGGCAGCGACACGAUGGUGAAGGCCGGCGUGACCACGAGCAUCAACACCAAACACCAGUGCAUCACCGCCAUGAAGGAGUACGAGAACAAGUCCCUGGAGGAGCUGCGAAUGGAAGAUUACCAGGCCGGUAGGAAGGGUCCGUCCAACCCCAUGGCCCCAGCUGCGGGUUCUCUGUUUGGGGCAAACACCGCCACCUCCAGCGCCUCCACUGGGCUGUUCGGCGCCUCUGCCCCCAACACCAGCUUCUCCUUUGGGGGUAACAAGGCCACCUUUGGCACCAGUACAGGAGGAUUCGGCGCCACCACGGGGACUCUGUUUGGGCAGCCGCAGCCUCAGCCGGCACCGAGCGCCAGCCUCUUCAAACCCUUCGGUCAACCCACCACCACGCAGAGCACCGGCUUCUCCUUCGGGAACACCGCCUCCAUGGGACCGGCCAACACCUCCAGCAUGGGCCUGUUUGGGAGCACUGCCCCCACUCAGUCUGGAGGUCUGUUUGGCGCGACUCAGACCACCACCUCCGGGUUCGGCACCACCACCGGCCUCUUCGGGACCAACACAGGCUUUGGCGGCGUGGGCACGCAGCCGAGUCUGUUUGGGAAUAAGACGGCAGGCUUUGGCACCACCACAACCAGCGCUCCGUCAUUUGGCACCGGCCCCAGUCUGUUUGGGAGCAAACCGGCUCUGACCCUGGGCACUGGUACAAACACAUCCACGUUCGGCUUUGGCGCAAACCCGGCUGGAGGAAGUCUCUUUGGGACCAAACCCGCGACUGGAGGCCUGGGCACUGGGCUGGGCACCGGCUUCGGAGCAGUGGUGGGGGCAGGACAGCCAUCGCUCUUUGGAAACACACAGAACAAACUGGGCACGACCCUGGGAACAAUGGGAACGUUCGGAGCGACCGGGUUCAACGCUGGAGCCAGCAGCCUGGGCUUUGGAGCGCCUCAGCAGCCUGUGGCCCUUACCGACCCCAGUGCGUCGGCCGCUCAGCAGGCUUUGCUACAGCAGCAGCUCAGUGUUCUGGCCUAUUCUCCGUACGAAGACUCUCCUCUGUUCAGGAACCCUCUGUCCGACCCCAAGAAGAAGGAGGAGCGCCUGAAACCGACCAAUCCAACAGCUCAGAAGGCCCUGACGACGCCCACUCACUACAAACUGACCCCGCGUCCGGCCACCAGGGUGCGACCUAAAGCCCUGUCCUCGUCUGGAACCUCCAAGUCUCAGCUGUUCGACGGACUGGACGAUGAUGAGCCUGCGCUUUCCAACGGAGCCUUCGUCCCAAGGAAGAGCAUAAAGAAGCUGGUGUUGAAAAACCUGAACAGUUCUCAGUACAGCAGUCCCCUGUCCAAAGAGACGGACGACCUCGCCUCGCCUCCAGAGUACCCCCAGAACGGACACAGCCCGUCAGAGGAGGAGGAAGCGUCUCGGGAGGUGGCGGCCUCCAGCUCUCGCCCGGAGGAGGACCCGGAGGUGACCCAGUUUUACGUGAACCCCAUCGCCAAACCCAUCCCCCAGAGCAGACUCCACACCAGCCUACAGGACACCAUCAGCGACAUGAACAUGCACAAAGCCUCCAAGACCAGCCUCGAGCUGAGCAGCGAGGACGUGUCUGCGUCUCUGGGGGAGGAGUCUCUUCAGGACGAUCGGGACGACGAGCAGCUGGAGGUUCAGGCUCCGCAUCCUGCAGGCAUCGUGCUGACUCGGGCGGGUUACUUCACCAUCCCGUCUCUUGAGGAGCUGACUGAGAUGGUGGACUCGAACGGAGACUGUUUUGUAGAGAACUUCACCGUGGGCAGGAGAGGGUACGGCUCUGUGUUUUUCCCUGGAGAGGUGAACGUGGCCGGGCUCAACCUCGACGACAUCGUUCACUUCAGACGAAAAGAAGUGAUUAUUUAUCCAGAUGAUAAGAACAAGCCUCCGGAGGGACAGGGCCUCAACAGGCGAGCGGAGGUGACUCUGGACGGAGUGUGGCCCAACGACAAGACCACGUGUUCUCAGAUCCGCAGCCCCGAGCGCCUCUCAGAGAUGAACUACGAGGGGCGUCUGGAGAAGGCCUCCCGCAGACAGGGGGCGCGCUUCCUGGAGUACAGGCCCGAGACCGGCUCCUGGGUCUUUGAGGUCUCUCACUUUUCUAAGUACGGACUUCAGGAAUCAGACGAAGAUGAGGAAGUGCCGCUCAAACUCGACCCGAAGAAACUCAAGACCCUGGGCCCUGUUCCUCCUGUGGGCCAGCAGCAGGGGGCGCCGCAAACACAGUCCACUGUGGUGGUGGAGCCCUGUGCCCCCCCGGCGCUCGAGCUGGACAGCGACAUGGCCGACAUCACGCAGCCCCUCCCCUCAGAGAGCCCGGACGAACAGGAAGUGAGCGGCGGCGACAUCGGCCAGUCGGAGCACGCCGCCAUCUCAGGCUCCGCCCACAUCGCUACGUCCCUGGGAAUCAACCCCCACACGCUACAGAUCAUGAAGGCGUCUCUGUUCGCGGAGGAGGAGGAGGAGGAAGCGGCUGUGGACAUGUUUGUGGAGCCCAGACUAAAGUUCUCUGACGUGUCAUCUCCACGAGUGCAGGGACGGCCCUCAGUGGGAGGACUUCUACAGAGUCGAUUCCUGGCUCAGCUCUCAGAAUCUCCACGCUCCCCGUCCCUCCCUCACCCGUCUGUGCCCCGCCCCCUCGCGGCACCCGCUCUCUGGACGCCUCCGAAGAGUCUGGCUCCUCCCUCGCUUCCCUCUCUCCCGUCUCUCCCCUCGCUCCCCUCGCUCCCCUCUCGACAUCAGGAGAGCCUCAACAUCAGGACUGUGGGCGCGAAGAGACUGGGAGGACCUGUGCCUCUGAAGGAGUCUGUCACGUACAACAAGGGCUCUCUGCUGAUGGACGCCGGGUUGUUUCGGGGCCGCUCCUUCAGGGUGGGCUGGGGUCCUGGUUGGACUCUGGUUCACUCGGGUCAGACCCUGAGCUCCGAAUCCAAAGUCCUGGACAAAGACCUGGACUACAGCUUCCUGCCAAGACCCACGCACAAAACCCUCUCGGAGUCCCCUUACAAAGUGUCCGUGGAGCAGGUUCAGGGUCCAGACUCUGGUCUUGAUUUGGGUCUGGACUCUUCUGAAGCCCAGGAGCUGCGUGAGGCCGUGUUAGAGCGCCCCCUGGAGAUCUGUCUGAAGCACAGCAGGAUCGUGAGCUCGGAGCGCUGUCCGUUUGUGCAGCCUCAGAGCGGAGUGGCCGCGCUGCACGAGUACGCACAGUGGGCAGCGGAGGUCAGCGAGAGGCACGGCUCCGCCCAGCCUGUUCUGAACGACUGGAGAGAGGCCUGGACUCUGUGUGAGGCUCUGUGGGGCCGCCUGUCGCCUUCAGACCCGGACUUGGACCAGGACUCGGGCCAGGACCCCCCCAUAGGAGAGUACCAGCAGCAGCUCCUCCGACGCCGCGCCUUCUCCUCGUGGCUGGCUCAGGGCGCCCUCUGCAGGGUGGAGCGGGAAGUGUCUCUUUCCCAGGACAGACACGCGGACGCCAUUUUCAGUCUCCUCACGGGAAACUGCAUCAGCCAGGCCUGCCAGUUCGCACAGAAACACGGAGACCACCGGCUCUCCCUGCUCCUCUCCCAGGCUCUUGGCUCUCAGUUCUGCAGGGAGCUGUUGGCGCUGCAGCUCGCAGACUGGCACCGAAUGGGGACGGACAGUUACGUGUCGGAGGAACGUCUCCGGAUCUUCACGCUGCUCGCUGGGAAACCAGUGUGGGAAUCCUCAGACUCCUCCGUAAACGUGUGCUCGGAGUUGGACUGGAAGCGGUGCCUGGCCGUCCACCUGUGGUACAUGCUCCCGCCCACCGCCUCUGUGUCCGACGCCCUCAAGCGCUACCAGGACGCCUUCCAGGGCUGUUCUGACGGGGUGAGGUACGCCUGCCCCCCUCUCCCUCCGUACCUAGAGUCCGAGUGUUUGGACCUGGACGAGGAGGAUUCGGACAAGCGACCUCUGUACGACCUCUGCUUCCACCUGCUGAAGCUCUACAGCGACAGGCAUCACCCUCUCCACCCUCUGCUGGACCCUCUGACCCUGUCUCCUCACAGACUGGACUUCAGACUCAGUUGGCUCCUGUGGACGGUGCUGGACGCUCUGAACUACACUCACCUGCCGGAGUCGAGUCUGGGGCAGCUGCACCUCUCCUUCUGCUCUGUGCUGGAGCGAGAGGGACUGUGGCACCUCGGGGUCUUUGUGCUGCUGCAUAUACACAACCCCAGUGAGCGGGAGCGUGCCGUGCGUCUGAUGCUGCAGCUGCACUGCCCCCUGGAGGACACAGAGGAGUCACUGCGGCGGGAGCACUUCCUGACCCAGACUCUGUUGAUCCCAGAGUCGUGGAUCCAUCAGGCCAAAGCUCUGAGGGCCAAGAGCCUCAACGACACCCGGCGGCAGGCGCUGCACCUGUACAGGGCAGGGGAGUGGAGCCAGUGCCACCGCACCCUCACCCGCCACCUCGCCUCUGACUGCAUCAUCAACGAUAACCUGGACUUCCUGCUCGAGUUCCUGGAGGGCCUCAGUGUCCCUGAACGCAGCGCCGUGAUCCAGGACUGGGACUCCUCCGGGAGACUGUUCCUGGACUACAUCCGGGUCCUGAAGACUCUGCAGCACAUCCAGCAGUCUGAAGGGGGCGACAGCGGGUACGAGCUGGAGCGUCUCUACACCGAUGUCACGUCUCUGUGCGGGAGAAUCGAACUACUGCAGUGCUUCUGCGCCAAGGACCGCCUCGCCCAAUCAGAGAUGGCGAAGCGUCUGGCGAACAUCCUGCGCGUGGUGGUGUCGCUGCAGCUCGGCGACUCUCCGGAAGGCGGCGCCCCCCUGGUCCACGUGGCGCCGCACAUCAGCCGCCUGCCCAUGCCCGAAGACUACACGCUGGAGGAGCUGAGGGGGCUCACCCAGUCGUACCUGCGCCAGCUCGUCCUCAGCCAAUAGGAGCGAGGGGGCGGGACCGGGGUCGCCGCGCAACCAAUGAGAUGAGACUUUUGAAUAAACGUCGACGAAAGACUGUUUGACGCAGCAAUAGUGCCGUAACUUAAACUCCGCCAAGUGCAAAUGAGCGCGUCUGGUCCGUUCACCGCUUCUGACGAGUUUAAAGCUGCAUUAUGGAACUUUUCUGAAGGCUUCUAGGUCAAGUUACAGGUCCAGGUCAUUGAGAGAGACCGUUUACGUGAAGAAUUAAUGUUUUUUUGUCUAAAUCUGAGCUAAAUAAAUGACAAAGUGGCUGACGCUUCAUUUGGAAAAGUUUCACAAUGUGUCUUUAACCCAACAGACACUGACGAUGAGGCAGAUUUUAGAUACACACACGGGGAGAAAGUUAAUUUGCCCGGAAUUUUCCACAUCAUGGCUUGACGUAAUCAUAAUAAUUGUUUGUCAGCCUGAAAUUGAAUGAAAGUUAGAGAGAUCACUUUAUCGUCUUAAGCCCUUUUCGUACAGGAUUAAGUUUUACCUGUGGACGUUUGGUGUUUUGUAACAGUUACAGAGGAUGCCUGAGAUCUUAAUCCCGUGCCAAUGUUCCGUGUCGGUAAAGGCUUAUUCGCUCGGGAUGAGUGCAGCCUGGGAAUGUCUGUUACCACCUCUGUGUUACUGCGGGAUCAGCGAAGUUCGUAAAUUACUCCGUUUUGCUGAUGUUGACUGAGACUGAAAGAGAAAAAAACACGGAAAGAAAAGAAGCGAUUACAACAACAAACACUGAGAUUAAAGCUGCUCGAUUAUGGAAAAAAAAUCAUUAACACGAUUGUUUUUUAGUUACUCGAUGCUUUUAUUCAGCAUUUCUCUCUCAAAAAACCCACUUUGUUUUUGAUAAUUUAAAAUAAAUCUAGGCUACAAAUAUGAACCUUAGAGCAGUUUUGCGUUGUAUAAAACUCAUAAAAUAAACUUUGAACAUGAAAUAAGGCAUAGAAAAACGCAAAUGUAUCCAAAAUAAACCAUAUAUCCAGUUGUUCUACAAUCUCUAUUUAAAAACUAAAAUAAAUACACUUAUUUAUAAAAAAAUGUAUAUAUCAUAAAAUAUACUUUAAGUUUUUGUUUCAACUCAAUGAUAUGAGUUUGGAGAUCGUUUGACACACAAAUCGAAAUCGCGAUGAAAAUUCGAUUAACUACGCAGACUUAACUGAGAGGCAGAAUCACACAGGGCUAUUUUUUCUCACUGGAUUUCUGUGUUUGAUGAAAUAUAUUUGGUCAUUUGCUGCAGACUUUUUACUUAAAUUCUUAAAGCCCUCUUCACACGGGAUUAGUUUUACCUGUGGAUGUUUGGUGAUUUUUUAUUUUUUUUGUAAUAGUUGUGGAGGAUUUUUGAGAUCUUAAUCUGAAUCUGAAUUCACCUAAUUCGUGAAGCAAAAAUUCUGCCACAAAUUACCUACAAUAUUUCGCCAAAAGCAAAUGUCCAGUGAUAAUAAGAGUCCCGUGUGAAUCUGCAUCUCAGUGUUUGUUGUUGUUGUGUGUUGCAUCUUUUCUGUCUCUUUCUUUUCUUUACGCAUUCUUUUCUCUUUACAUCUCAGUCUAUGUCAGUAAAAUGAGUCAUUUAAUUGAGUCAUUUCACACAGGAUAAAUCCAACCUGGGGAUGUUUGGGAAUUUGCAAAUUACCGCCUCAACUCUGUCUUACUUGCAGCACAUUCGCACGGGCAGUUUGUAAAUUACUCUCUAUUAUUGACACUGACAGAAAAUAAAAUGGGAAAGAAAGAGAUAAAAAGGAAUAAAUACAACAACAAACACUGAGACGCAGAUUUGCACACGAAAUACAGUCGGUAAUUUGUGGCAGAAUUUUGACUUAAACUCUUAAAGCCCUCUUUGCACGGGGUUAGUUUUACCUGUGGACGUUUGGUGAUUUUUAAUAACUGUGGAGGACACCUGAGAUCUUAAUCCUGUGCAAAUUUGCCAUGUCUGUAAAUUUGUAAAUCGAAAAUUCCGCCGCAAAUUACCUAAGAUAUUUCUCCAAACACAAACGUCCAGUGAUAAGACGAGUCCUGAGCGAAUCUUCGUCUCGGUGUUUGUUGUUGUAACGUUAUCUCUUUCUUUUCUUUCCACUUUCUUUUCUCUUUCAAUCUCAAUCAUUGUCGGUAAAAUAGAGUCAUUUACGGAUUUCGUUUACAUUGACACAGAGGUGGGCCGGUAAUUUGCAAAUUCCCAGGUUUGUGGAACAUUUUAGGCAAAGCAGAAGCCUCUCCAUGAAAUCAAGCAGGUAGCGGUCGUCCACCAGAAAUGUUCCAGUGUGCAGCUUUAACAGCUUUAUUAUUUCCGAGUAAACUCUUCUGUGAAUGUUUUUGAUCCAAAUGUCACACAACUGACUUUAGCCAAUGGGAGCUGAGAAAGAGCCACGAGAAAUCCAGAGAGCCAAUCAGAGCGGAGGACUCAAGACUCGACCAAUGAAAAAGAAGCAAAGACGUUCAAAUUAAAGUCAGAACUGGGUUUGAAAUAAAAUACGAGAGAUGAGGUCACGUUACGAUGGGUUUAGUCCCGUUCUACAAGACUUCACUAAUAUAAAGACAAAACCUGGGACUAAACCUGGACACAGCAGAUCUGAACCAAGACCAAGGACUAAAUCAGAUCUAAAACAUGAACUAAACCAGGAUUGGAGUCUCGAUUUUGGCCUAAACUGGAGACUAAACCAGGACAUGGCAGGUCUAAGUCAAGACCAAGGACUAAAUCAGAUCUUUAAUCCUGGUUUAGUUCAUGUUUGAGUCUCAAUCCUGGACUAGACCAGGGACUAAACCAAUUAAUAAAUCAGAUUGUAAACAUGAACUAAACCAGGAUUAGAGACUUGAUCUCGGACUAAACCAGGGACUGAACCUGGACAUGGCAAAUUUAAGUCAAGACCAAGGACUAAAUCAGAUUUUUAAUCCUGGUUUAAUUCAAGUUUGAGUCUCAAUCCAGGACUAAAUCGGGGACUAAACCAGGACAUGGCAGGUCUAAGUCAAGACCAAGGACUAAAUCAGAUCUUAAACAUGAACCAAAACCAGGAUUAGAGUCUCGAACCUGGACUGAACCAGGACACAGCAGAUCUGAACCAAGACCAAGGACUAAAUCAAAUCUUUAAUUCUAGUUUAGUUAAAGUUUGAGUUUUGUUCUUGGACUAAAUCAGGGACUAAACCAGGACACGGCAGGUCUAAAUCAAGACCGAGGACUAAAUCAGAUUGUAAACACGAACUAAACCAGGAUUGGAGUCUCGAUUCUGGAUUAAACCGGGGAUUUAUCCCGGGGACUUAAUCUGGGGACAAAACCUGGGACUAAUCCAAAAAUUUAAACCUGGACACGGCAGAUCUGAACCAAGACCAAGGACUAAAUCAGGUCUUAAACAUGAACUAAACCAGGAUUAGAGUCUUGAUCUCGAACUAAACCUGGGACUAAACCUGGACACGGCAGAUCUAAACCAAGACCAAGGACUAAAUCAGAACUAGAGACUGGAUCCGGGUCUAAACCAGGACUAGACCCAUCAGGACUCAAAAGAGAACGGGCAGAUAAAUUUCUUUUGGUUUCUUUAUUUAUUGACAACUGAAGCGAUCGGAGAAGAGCUGGAUUGAAAGCGGCUGCCAGGUUUCAGCAGACGAGACGUUUAUUCUUUUAUGAUUCAUGUUUAUUAUUUGAGUUAUGAUUGUUGUUGUUUUUUGUUUUUUUUUCAAGAGUAGUUCGAAUGUGGAGCAGAAAAAGGAUAUUUUUGUAGAAUUACAGAGAUGAUCGUACGGAGGUGAUCGCCGUAAAGUUUGUGAGAAGAAAUGAAUGACUUUGAUGCAAGAUAUUUUUAAUAAAGAGUUGAAGUAAUAA